This is a messenger RNA of Pomacea canaliculata, 989 nucleotides long. RefSeq names its product 39S ribosomal protein L17, mitochondrial-like. Gene Ontology annotation, molecular function: structural constituent of ribosome. The coding region runs from base 79 to 741 and encodes 220 amino acids. The transcript is spliced from 4 exons. The record is from RefSeq and is a predicted model, not a curated record. Gene Ontology annotation, cellular component: mitochondrial large ribosomal subunit; ribosome. NCBI's taxonomy places the organism in Eukaryota, Metazoa, Mollusca, Gastropoda, Architaenioglossa, Ampullariidae. Gene Ontology annotation, biological process: translation.
AAAAGUUCUCAAACUGCACAAAACUAUUUGCAAGCUGUGAUACCGAAGUAGUUUGAGUGCACGCUGUCUGUAACAAAGAUGUUGCGAUUUAGAGUGAGACCGCGUCCCCGUAUUAUGUCCGGCGUUUGGGGGCUGGGCGGUGGGCAGAAGGGACGGUUAGAGCACCUCAGAAGGCUGGUCACUAAGCUGAUUAAGACCGAACGUGUUGAAUGGUCCUGGCAUCAGCUAGAUGAAGCUAGAGGUUACGCCGAAAAGCUCAUCAUGAUGGCCAUAAGAAAUGGGGAUCAGCAUAAACCAACCAUGGAGAUGGCAGACUACUGGCUUUUGGAAAAGGAGCUGAUCCACAAGCUCUUUAAAGUAUUGGUACCACGAUAUCAGAACCUUCCAGUAGCAGCCACUAAUCUUUACCGCUUACCAGAUAAUAAAGAGAGACGUGAAUGCAUGCAAGGAGUGCUGGAACUCAAAGGUAAUCCCUGGCCACCUGUGCUGCCCCAACCACGUGAUAAAAGACUAUUGUUGACAAAUAUUCUCCUCCGUGAAGCAUGUCAAGAAUAUAACCAAAACCGCCAAAGAAGUAGCAGUAAUUCUCAGAUAAUCCAGACUCAGGAAACUGGCAACCCAUCUUCAACAUCCAAUUCUAACACCAUGGGCAGUUCUGUUGAUCCUAUAAAUGCAGAACUUCCAGGUGAAGGACUACAAAACAUGAAUGCAGUUUCUCCAGAAACUAAAGUGGGGUCUUGAUUGGAAGGAAGCGAAUUUUAUCUUUGUGUUAAAAGAAUGGAGCAUUGAUCAAGCUCUGGUGCCUAAGACUGUGGUUUAGAUCUCUGAAAGUUAACAUGAAUGGACUAUUUUGCAGGUCAUGCCCAGAUGUGUGUUGAAAUGUUGGUAGUAAAUAUGUGUAGAUUUCAAAGUGUUAAAGCUAACCUGAAACUGUGAACUUUGAUGGAUUUUGAAGAAUGCUUCCAUGCAAUAAAAGAUGUACAGAAAUA